Austrofundulus limnaeus is the source of this 3597-nucleotide messenger RNA. RefSeq names its product rho-related GTP-binding protein Rho6. Bases 112 to 810 code for a protein of 232 amino acids. The transcript is spliced from 5 exons. NCBI's taxonomy places the organism in Eukaryota, Metazoa, Chordata, Actinopteri, Cyprinodontiformes, Rivulidae. The record is from RefSeq and is a predicted model, not a curated record. Gene Ontology annotation, biological process: small GTPase-mediated signal transduction. Gene Ontology annotation, molecular function: GTP binding; GTPase activity.
CAGAUUCACCCACAGGAGCUGUGUCUUAGAGCCGAACAGCGAGGGGAUUUAUUCAACCUCACCUCCUCUCUGCGCCUCCUGCCUCCUCCCGGGUGUCUCCUGCUCUUCAUCAUGAAGGAGAGAAGAGUCGCGCAGCCGCUCGUGGCCAGGUGUAAACUGGUUCUGGUGGGAGACGUCCAAUGCGGUAAAACUGCCAUGUUACAGGUGCUGGUGAAGGACUGUUACCCGGAGACAUAUGUCCCCACGGUGUUUGAGAACUACACAGCUUGCCUGGAGCUGGAGGACCAGCGGGUGGAGCUCAGCCUCUGGGACACAUCAGGCUCUCCUUACUACGACAACGUGAGGCCCCUCUGCUACAGCGAUUCAGACGCAGUGCUGCUGUGCUUCGACAUCAGCCGACCUGACACUGUGGACGGAGCUCUGAAGAAGUGGAAAGCAGAGAUUCAGGACUUCUGUCCCAACACUCGGAUCCUCCUUAUAGGCUGUAAGACAGACCUGCGCACAGACAUAUGCACACGCAUAGAGCUGUCCAAUCAGAAACAGGCUCCAGUCUCAUACGAGCAGGGUACGUCACUGGCCAAGCAGCUCGGAGCUGAGGCUUACCUGGAGUGCUCAGCCUUCACGUCGGAGAAGAGCAUCCAGAGCGUUUUCCGAACUGCAGCUCAGGCCUGCAUCAACAAACUCCACCCCGCCGACAAACCCAGCCCGGUCCGCCGCCUCUCCAAGAGACUGCUCCACCUGCCCAGCAAGACGGACCUCCUCUCCUCCACCUUCAGCAAAGACAAGUCCAAAAGCUGCUCCGUCAUGUGAUCUCAGCCCCGGGGCGGGGGGCCAUGCCGGGAGGAAGGAAAGAACGGACGAGAGAACUGUACCGCAGGCGUUCAGAGUGCGAUGGGGGAGAGAGAGCAACAGUGCGAACCUUUGUUUUCUUUUUCUUGCUGCGUCCCCUCUUAUCUCCUGUCAGCCGCACAGUUUCUGCAAAGAGACAAAAGAUUUCAUGUAGAUUUUAACAGUCCCGAACAAGCAGAGCAUCACUGUAGGGUGCAGAUCAUGUAAGUGCUGCUGCAAAUCAGCUUCAAUAAGAGUUUUUUUUUUCCAGGGGUGGGGGAAGAGGUUGUAAACUCCACAUUUGACUGCACUGGAGAGAUAAAUCCAUUUUAAGAUUUGAUGCUGGUGCCGCUUCCCAUCCAUCUCCAUCUGAAAGUCCGUUAAAGGUCACAACACGGGCUGAAAGACAGGAACGUAAAACCCGACGGUGACAGGAAGCCAGGUCCGCAGAAACGCAAGUAAUCCCCCCGCUCUUUGCUGCAGCCUAACCUGCUCACAGUAUUUUAUUUGGAAAUUAAAACUGACGGCAGAGGGAAAAAAGGUGGAGAGGAAAGGAGGGAUUUGGCAAAUUUGCAAAGGCCGAGAGGGGACAAAGUGAGAGUGCAUCUGAAGGAGUGCGGCGUGACUCAGCACUCACACCAGCCCCAAGGUCGACCAGGUUGGACGCAUCGUCUUAAAGACAUUCUGAUCGCGUCUUCGGUCCACUCCCUCCUGUUUCCCAUCAUCCACUGCAGCCUGAUUUGUUCAGCGAGCCUCGGGUUUUAGCUGCGUUGUGCCGAUUAAAACGUCUUUCCAGCCUGCUGAGUGGAAAACAAAAUGAAUUCUGCCUUCAUCUUGGUCUUUUAGAAUUACAAGGCAAAACAAAAAAUUACCAAAAAAACUGAUCUUCUUAUCUCUGUAUAUUUUAGGUAAAGCAGAGUUGUACAGAUUGUAGUAAGAUAAUGUUUAAAUGAAUACGCAGAACCAGAGUUAGCUUCAGUCUGUGUAUGGUUUGUUCUUUGGUUUUUCCGUUUCAAAAUAAAAUCCCCAAAAAAAGAACAUAAAAAUAUAAAAUCAAACUAAUUGAAACUCCUCAGUGUUUGAGUUUAGCUUCAGCUAUCUAGAUCCAAAAUAAAAUGAAUGGUUUUAAUAUGUAGUGAUUCCGGAAAUGAUAGAAGUUGCCAAAAAAUAAAAAAAAAUAGAAACCAUUCCUAAAGAUAUUGGCAAUGGCAGCAGUCAAACCUUAUUCUGAGUUCAGGCCAUAAUUUCUGCCAGAAAGUCCCAAAUGGUGCACUAACAAAAUAUAACGCCUGUCUUUGCUUUAACUAUUACUGCAAAAUUUUGCAAUUUUUUAGUUUUGCAAUAGUCUUUUUUUCUAAUUAUUUCUCUUUUUAUUUUGAAACGAAAAAAACAACAACGACCCAUACACAGAUUAUCUUCUCUUUUGUGUUUGCUUUGUUUUUUUUAAUUGUCAAAACCUGUCUUUCAUUUUCUAAUGACUCAGCAGAACGGAGAGGCGACAGCACCGGUGUUCACCUCUUCUUGGUGUUUUGUUGUAACGACCAGCCGCAGUGCAUGCUUUAACAAACACAAACGACUUGUCUGGCACUGAGGACUUUUUACAUCACGACAAGAAAACUCCACUUUCCUGAUGCUGCAAAGGUUUUGGGAGAUGCACUCAUAAAAAAAAUCACAAAGGAGGUUCCCUUACAACUAUAUAUUUGUAUUUCCUAUAAAAUAAGUGAGAGCUGGGAGCAGAUUUCUGCACUGCAUCUAUCUGUUAUACAGCCGUGGCCCCUUAGAGAGAGGAAGAAUUUGAGACUCCCACUGCAGUGGUUUGAGAAUAUUUUUUGAGAACCCGCCGUUACUUCUUUGUUUUUGAGAUGAUCUGUACUACAAACCCAGUCUGUGUUCCAGUGAUCUCAGGGCUGUAGACUCAGUGCAGUUCCAGUUAGACUCAAUAGUCCAUCCUCAGGAGAUUAAAUGAAGUUUGUGUAAAAUAGAUGUUCCCCUUUGAGCGCAGUUAGACUGAACCCCUGUGAGACGAUACAGAAGGGGGAUAAAAUAAUUAAACCCCCACAAUCAGGCAGGACCUGUCGAUUAUUAUUAUUAUUAUUAUUAUUAUUAUUAUUAUUAUUAUUAUUAUUAUAGUUUCCUUUUCAAAGUGAGGAGCUGAAUCUUUCCCAGGGAUGUUCCUGCUUGUGGCUGUCUCGUCUCUGUUCGGUCUCGUGGCGUUAUCGGUUGUUGGCAGCUCGGCUAAUGGAGGACUCUGUGAUUUGUAGGUCUGCACUGGGAAGCCCGGCGAUGUGCCGGAGCGGAGGAAUCUGAGCGUGUUGCCUGGCAACAGUGUGGGCCAGGGCAGUUCCUGUCUCCCGACAGUGGGGAGGGGUGGCUCUGGGGGGGGGGGGGGGGCCUCAUCUCACCUUGUCUUUGUAGCAUCAGGCAGAAGGAAGCCAGGCGGCGGUGGCUGGACACACGGAGGGGGGCGGAGCCUACGACGUGAGCAUUUUGUGCUGAAAACUACAAAAAGUGUGUUUGUGGCUCUGCUGCAGUGAUUUUUUUUCAGCCUCUCUGUGCCGCGUGGAGCAUCCCGCCGUCUGAAACACGUUGUUAAUUGUCUGAUAUACAAACACUGCUUCAGUUUCUCUUGCUUGCUUUUGCAGAUUUUAUUUGUUCUCAUUUGUUCUAUAAGGUCUCCAACCUGCUCGUAUAAACCUGCUUAAGUUAUUAACCUAACUGUAUUUGUUAUUGCCAAAAAUUCUUUAUUUAAAUAAAUAUGCCUGAAGUACA